Messenger RNA from Epithele typhae, 1998 nucleotides. RefSeq lists its product as uncharacterized. NCBI's taxonomy places the organism in Eukaryota, Fungi, Basidiomycota, Agaricomycetes, Polyporales, Epitheliaceae. Bases 1 to 1998 code for a protein of 665 amino acids. The transcript is spliced from 2 exons. The record is from RefSeq and is a predicted model, not a curated record.
AUGUCGAAGCAUCAUGAACACACGCCAACGCCAACCUCACAUACCCCUCACAACAUCCUUCGUCUUCCAGAUGAGAUCACCCUCAUGAUUAUCCAGGAACAUUACAACGACACGGAUAUCGAAGCUGGAUGGGGAGACUAUUUCUUCUGGCCGAGAUCACCAAUACGCUCUCCGGAGUGGAUGAAUGUCUUGGGCGUUUGCAAGCUCUGGCGCGAACUCGGUUGUUCUACGAGCUCCUUUUGGAGGCCGAUUCGCAUCGAUGGCAGCGUCGAGUGGUUCACCCUCCGGCUGGCGCGUGCGAGACAGUCGCCGGUGGACUUGCACAUCCCGGGAGACCUCGACACAGAACCUCCUCAGUGGGCCUUGGAUAUCCUCUCUUCACGAUCACCCCGUAUUCACUCCAUCUCCUUUCGAUACCACGCCCCCGAAGACUCCCAUCUAUACGAAAAUCUCUGGGAAGCCUUUCAUCACGAACUAUUCUCCAGCAGUGCUGCAGCGACCUCGGUGUUCUACACCAAUAUAGGACCCUCCUUGCCCGACACCUUCCUACUGCAGUCGCUCGAAACGGAGCGACUACCUCGUAUUACGACGCUGUUCGUGGGCAAUCUCUCACCGCCAACCAGUGGGACUCUCUACUCCCGGCUUGAAACCCUGCAGUUGUCGGACGCUUGGGGGGACGAGGAAGUCGACGAUACCGGACCGGAGGUGUGGAAGCGUACUCUUGUCAUCCUCUCCCAUUGUGCCAAUCUGCGCAAGCUCGUACUGCAAGAUUGUAUCUGGGCAGACCCCAGUCUCCGUCCGGUAACCUUCGAGGGACCUGUGACAGUCUUGCCACGCCUCGAGAGCCUCACUCUCUGCGGCAAAAACUCGCCGUUUUUGUAUGCAGCCCUCCUCUCCGCCGUCCGCCUUCCGGCUCUUGUGGAGCUGCUCAUGGACGAAAACCUCGACUUGUUGAUCGAAAAGCACUCGUAUCAUAACAGGCACGAGUAUUCAUUCAUCGACAUGAUCCCCAAGACGCACCGUCACAGCCUGCGAGACAACUUCCCCGCCAUCCAUGAUCUGAACGCCAUGUCCAUCCACUCCACCCAACUCGUUCACACCCUCAUCCUCCGCGCACAGCAACGCGACGAGCUUUUGCCAGACACGCCACCUACUGAGGUCUUCCCCACAGAAGCGCCCCCAAGCACACUCGUUCAACUGUCGCUAGAGGCGUGUUCCGACAUACUAGACUACGGCGACGAAGACCACCGGACCGACGCCGGCCACCUCGCGCGCUUCCACGCGCUCCAGCCACAUGCCGUGCUCAGCGCCGCGACGCUUGUCGCCGGGCAGCCCAUCACCUCGCUCACGCUCGACAUCGCGCACAGCCUCGGGCGCGACCUCUGCCCGUGGGAGGACCUCUUCGCCGCGCUGCCCGCGCUCACAGCCCUCCACGUCGCCGGCCACGGAAACUGCUCCGACGUCCUCAGCGAGCUCGCGACCAACGGGCGUCCGUUCACCGCGGCCAGCGUCCUCCGCGCGGACGGCACGCUGGACGAGGACGCGUACCGGGCGGCGGAGCGCGGCCGCGAGCGCGGGCCCGUGGUCUGCCCGAGGCUCGCCCGCCUGCGCAUCGGGGGCCCGCGCGCGGUCGUCUUCGGGGAGUGGACGCUGGACGGGCUCGUGCACGUCCUCGAGUGGCGUGCGGAGCGCGGCGCGGCGCGGAUCGAGGAGCUCGAGGUCGGGCUCGCGUACGAUCGCGGCGAGAGCGCGGAGGGGCUCGCGGCGUCGCAGGCGGAGUGCGGCGCGCGGAUCGCGGCGCUGGUGGGGCGCGCGACGUUCGACCACGCCUCGGCGGGGCUCAAGCACGGGCGGGUGGGGUUCCAGCUGUGGCCGCGGGCGCGGCGGGGGGACUCGAAUCCGUGGGGUGUUGACUGGUGCGAGUUUGAGCCUGUCGAAUCCGAGCAAGCAUCUCCCACACUCGCAGCUCAAGUGGAGCCCGAGGAGGAGGAAGAUUGA